This is a messenger RNA of Cervus elaphus (red deer), 349 nucleotides long. Its product is annotated as glutaredoxin-1-like. Lineage: Eukaryota; Metazoa; Chordata; Mammalia; Artiodactyla; Cervidae. The transcript has a single exon. Bases 1 to 327 code for a protein of 108 amino acids. The record is from RefSeq and is a predicted model, not a curated record.
AUGGCUCAAGCAUUCGUGAACAGCAACAUCCAGUCUGGGAAGGUGGUUGUGUUCAUCAAGCCCACCUGCCCCUACGGCAGAAGGAUUCAGGAUUCAGGAUUCCUCAGCCAACUGCCCUUCAAACAAGGGCGUUUGGAAUUUGUCAACAUCACAGCCAACGGCGACACCAAUGAGAUUCAAGAUUACUUGCAACAGCUCACAGGAGCCAGAACGGUACCUUGGGUCUUCAUCGGUAAAGAGUGCAUAGGUGGAUGCACUGAUCUAGUAAAUAUGCAUGAGAGAGGGGAACUGUUGACACGGCUAAAGCAAAUUGGAGCUCUGCAAUAAUUACAGAGCAGAUCCAGGCUGA